This is a messenger RNA of Protopterus annectens (West African lungfish), 2521 nucleotides long. RefSeq names its product cellular communication network factor 4 (gene CCN4). The transcript is spliced from 5 exons. The coding region runs from base 530 to 1606 and encodes 358 amino acids. Lineage: Eukaryota; Metazoa; Chordata; Ceratodontiformes; Protopteridae. Gene Ontology annotation, biological process: signal transduction; cell adhesion. Gene Ontology annotation, cellular component: extracellular region; extracellular matrix. The record is from RefSeq and is a predicted model, not a curated record. Gene Ontology annotation, molecular function: heparin binding; integrin binding.
GAUAAAACGUAAAUAAAGCAGCUACGUUAAACAGUUUCAAAAUGCUAAUUUCAAACAAAAAGAAAGCACAGUUUUCACCAUUAACCGUUCACAGUCCUAGGCUAGUAUUGCCUUGAGCUCUGUAUCGGCAAUGCAGCUGGAAUGCAGAGGUUAAAUAUUUGUUGGAACACAUACUGUAAAAACAGAAAAGGCACAUAUUUCUUUUGUACCCUAAAGGGACACAGACAAAGAAUUUCCCAUUCAGUUGGGUCUUUACGAAUGGAUACACUCACUCUGCUUAGCUAUGCAGGGAGUGUACUGAAGGUGGGAAUUGAACAGCGCGUCGCCUGAAUUAAAAAUGCAAGGGGUCUGUCCUUCCUUCUGACGUCACAUCUGUCUUUAAUACAAUCCAAGAGAGUAAAGGAAAAAGGUCAGAUGAAACAAUCCGAAAAACAUCAGUUUAGGAUUCCUACCAGCUCCCUCUGUGGUGGUGAUUGUGUUUAAAAGCCUCCAAGUUUUGAUUCAAUGCAUUUAAUACUGGGUUCCAGUGAUGUGGCGGUUCUUGCCCUGGACUGUAAUGUUUGUCAGAAUUCUGCAGGUUAUUUCUCAGAACUCCACCACAAUGACUCCGUUUAUAACAACAACAGAAGUUUAUAUCCAGGAAAGGUACUGCAAAUGGCCCUGUGAAUGUCCCAAAACUCCACCCCUGUGUCCACCAGGAGUUAGCCUUGUUACAGAUGGCUGUGACUGCUGCAAGCAGUGUGCAAAGCAGGUUGGGGAACAAUGCCAUGAAGCCGAUGUCUGUGAUUUCCACAGAGGGUUAUACUGUGACUACAGUCGAGACAAGCCUAGGUACGAAAUUGGCGUAUGUGCAUAUAUGGUUGGCAUUGGUUGUGAAUAUAAUGGCGCUAUAUAUCGGAAUGGACAGUCUUUCCAGCCGAACUGUAAAUAUAAAUGUACCUGUGUAAAUGGUGCAAUAGGAUGUAUACCACUGUGCAAUGAUUCUCAACCUCCCCUUGUCUGGUGCCAGAAUCCAAAAAAGAUUAAAAUGACAGGAAUGUGCUGUGAGCAGUGGAUCUGUGAUAAUACAAGAAAAAUUCGAAAGACAGCACCACGCCAUAUUUCUUCUGCAGCCUACCGUGGAGAAAUUGAACCCUGGCAUAAAAACUGCUUAGCCCAAACCACACCAUGGAGUCCUUGUUCAAAAACAUGUGGAGUGGGAAUAUCAACUAGGAUUUCCAAUGAAAAUGAACAGUGCAGAAUCGAAAAAGAAAGCCGGCUGUGUAAUCUGCGACCUUGUGAAGUUGAUAUCACAAAACAUUUCAGGCCAGGGAAGAAGUGCCUAGCUGUUUAUCGACGAGACCAUCCUACAAAUUACACUAUAUCUGGCUGCACAAGUACAAAAUCCUAUCGGCCAAAGUACUGUGGUGUCUGCACAGAUAAUCGUUGUUGCACACCAUACAAGUCAAAAACAAUUGAAGUGACAUUUAAGUGCCCAGAUGGGUCGGAAUUUUCUUGGAAAGUCAUGUGGAUCAAUGCCUGUUUUUGCUACUUGAAAUGCAAAAAUCCCAAUGAUAUUUUUGAAGAUUUGUCAAUGUACCAAGACUACCAUGCUGUUGCAAAUUAGCAGGUUAUUAGACAUGGUGCUCAAACUUUCUUAAAGGACAAGCAAUUUUGCAUUUUAGCUUGCAAUCUGCAUAUUCAGCAACUGAUGAGUUGACCUGUAGUGUACAUUUGCACUUAAUAUAGAAGUCUCAGCUUUCCUCAUGUAAUCAUAUAUUUCAGAAAUGAUAAAAGUAUACCAUGCCAUAAGGCUGUGCUUUUCAUCCUGAACACUUAUUUGAUACACAAAUCCAGAUAUAAAUUGGUAGUCAGAUCAUCAUUCAGACAAAUAAUGCCAGUCAUGAUAUCAGCUGGCUUCUACCAAAGUUAUUUCAAAACAAUAAAAUAAGGCGCUCAUAGAUCUAACAGCUUUGCCUUUCACAAGCUGAUGAUGGUAAAAUGAUAGUUAAGUUAGACUACUGCAUGCAUGAUGCCUGCACAAAAGUUUCCCAAAAAUGUAUAUAAUUCAAAUAAUUGUGAAAGACUGGAACAACCCUGUUGUGACCUAAUGCCGAAGUAAACAAAUGUGAUAGCAUUUAUUUGCACUUUACCUCUGAUAUCUGUGCUGUGCAGGAUGUAGGCUUUGUUUCUUCUUAUAGUGUGUUUACCUAUGUAUAGUUUUAAUGUAAGCAGGUAACUGUAAAUUUUAUAAGAAGAAAAAGAAAAGAAGCUUUAUUAAAUUAUCAUUAAUAUAAAAUACAGGCCUAAAUCAAAAUGCUCCGCUGCUUAUUACUGAUGCUAUCAGAACAGUAAGAAGCAAUGCAUUUAGGCCAUAUACAAUAGUAAUAAAUGUUCAAAAGACAAACAACUCUGCUGAAGAGAGUGCCAUCAUGUUUUAAAAGGCUAAGUAUUUAUUAAUAUUUUUUUACUGUGCAAUUAUUUAAACAGCAAAACAUAUUGUAAUAACUGUGUAUUGUAAAUAAAUAUGAUUUCAUCUACA